This is a messenger RNA of Ilex paraguariensis (yerba mate), 3675 nucleotides long. NCBI's taxonomy places the organism in Eukaryota, Viridiplantae, Streptophyta, Magnoliopsida, Aquifoliales, Aquifoliaceae. The record is from the annotation of a GenBank genome assembly.
AUGGAGAAGCCUCCCCGAAUGAAUGGAAGCCACGUCCUUUAAACCCUUCUGUCACAUAAACUAAUUCGCAUUGAAUUCGAGCGAAGUCAAAAUGGCCGUGUACACUUCAUCUUCUUAUACUGUUCUGUCGCUGAGAAGUUGCGCAUCUCUUAGGAAAUCUACCCCUGUUGGCUUAUUAUAUUUUAGAAGAAGCUCUUCAGCUAAAAUAUUUUCUCUUGUUAACAUCACAUACUAUUCUACUUAUUCCAGCAAUGAGUUUUGCACUUCAUCAAAGCGAAGAUCUCGUGGACCUGUAAUGGCAGCGAAGAAAGCUUCUGAAGGAGCAAAUAAGGAAGAUGGGAGGUACAAGCACACAGUUGAUCUGCCUAAAACCACAUUUGGCAUGAGGGCGAACUCUGUAGUAAGGGAGCCUGAAAUUCAGAAGUUAUGGGAGGAAAAUCAGGUCUUUAGGAGAGUAAUCGACAGGAAUAAUGGUGGCAGUUUCAUUCUUCAUGAUGGUCCUCCUUAUGCAAAUGGUGAUUUACACAUGGGUCAUGCUUUAAAUAAGAUUUUGAAGGAUAUUAUUAACCGCUAUAAGCUUCUUCAAAACUGCAAAGUUCAUUAUGUGCCUGGUUGGGAUUGCCAUGGGCUACCAAUUGAGUUGAAAGUGUUGCAGUCAUUGGAUCAAGAUGCAAGAAAGGAGUUGACACCAUUAAAGUUGAGAGCAAAGGCGACCAAAUUUGCCAAAGCGACUGUGAAGACUCAGAUGGCAUCAUUUAAGCGAUAUGGAGUGUGGGGAGACUGGGAUCAUCCUUAUCUAACUCUUGAUCCAGAAUAUGAAGCUGCUCAGAUUGAAGUGUUUGGCCAGAUGGCCUUUCAAGGGUAUAUCUACAGAGGCAGAAAACCAGUUCACUGGAGUCCGUCAUCACGAACUGCUCUUGCAGAGGCUGAGUUGGAGUAUCCAGAGGGGCAUGUUUCAAAGAGCAUGUAUGCCAUAUUCAGAUUAGCCAGUGCUCCUACGUCUGAUGGCUUAUUGGAGGAGUUUUCCCCGAAUUUGUACUUGGCCAUUUGGACUACAACCCCCUGGACUAUACCAGCCAAUGCUGCUGUCGCAGUGAAUGCUAAGCUUCAAUAUGCUGUUGUUGAAGUGCAAUCAGUUUUGGCAGAUGUUUCUACGUCUUCUGCAGUUGGAAAAAAGAGGCUAGGCAAUGUUUUGAAGGAGCAUAAGAAGCCCUGCCUUAUCGUUGCUUCAGAUCUUGUAACAACAUUGGAAACAAAAUGGGGCACGAAACUUAUUGUGAAGAAAACAGUACAAGGUUCAGAGCUCGAAAAUUACAGGUAUAUUCUUCCAAUUGGUGAUAGAGAAUGCCCUGUUGUCAUUGGAGGAGACUACAUUACGACAGAGUCAGGAACUGGACUAGUCCAUACAGCUCCUGGUCACGGUCAGGAAGAUUAUGUAACUGGCCUGAAAUAUGGUUUGCCUAUACUUUCCCCUGUAGAUGAUGAUGGCAAGUUUACUGAAGAAGCUGGACAGUUUAGUGGGUUAGAUGUACUUGGGGAUGGUAAUGCUGCUGUUAUUGACUACUUGGAUGAACAUUUGUCAAUUAUCUUGGUAGAGCCUUACAAUCACAAGUAUCCAUAUGAUUGGAGAACAAAAAAGCCUACUAUAUUUAGGGCAACUGAGCAAUGGUUUGCAUCUGUGGAAGGAUUCCGGAAGGCUGCUAUGGAUGCAAUUAGCCAAGUAACAUGGAUUCCACCUCAGGCAGAAAACAGAAUUUCUGCAAUGACUUCUAGCCGCUCAGAUUGGUGUAUAUCACGGCAAAGGACUUGGGGUGUCCCCAUUCCAGUCUUCUAUCAUAUCGAAUCAAAGGAACCUUUAAUGAAUCAAGAGACGAUUGAUCAUAUCAAGUCUAUAAUUUCCCAAAAGGGGAGUGAUGCAUGGUGGUACAUGUCGAUAGAGGAAUUACUUCCCGACACACAUCGCCAUAAAGCGUCAUACUAUGUAAAGGGGACGGACACGAUGGAUGUGUGGUUUGAUUCAGGCUCUUCUUGGGCUGCUGUGUUGGAGAAAAGAAAUGGCCUUAGUUGUCCUGCAGAUUUGUAUAUUGAAGGCACCGACCAGCAUCGUGGUUGGUUUCAGAGUUCUUUGUUGACAAGUACUGCUACAAAAGGAAAGGCCCCAUAUUCUAGUGUUAUAACACAUGGAUUUGUACUGGAUGAGAGAGGAUUAAAAAUGAGCAAAUCUUUGGGUAAUGUUGUAGAUCCAAGAACUGUAAUUGAAGGGGGGAAGAACCCGGGGGAAGCACAUUCCUAUGGAGCUGAUGUCCUAAGACUAUGGGUUUCGAGUGUUGAUUAUACAGGUGAUGUUAUGGUCGGGCCUCAAGUCCUCCGUCAAAUGUCAGACAUAUAUAGGAAGCUGCGAGGAACGUUGCGAUUUCUUCUGGCAAAUCUUCAUGAUUGGAAAGCUGAUUAUGCUGUUUCUUAUGAUGAUCUUCCCACUAUUGAUCAGCAUGCACUGUUCCAUCUUGAAAAUGUUAUAGAGAACAUCAGACAGAACUAUGAAAAUUUUCAGUUCUUCAAAAUAUUCCAGAUCAUUCAACGGUUUGUGAUUGUUGAUCUCUCAAAUUUCUACUUUGAUGUUGCCAAAGAUCGACUUUAUGUUGGGGGCUCUACAAGUUUUACACGGAGAAGUUGUCAGACCGUUCUUGCAGCACAUCUACUUUCCAUAGUAAGGGUGAUUGCUCCAAUACUACCUCAUUUGGCUGAGGAUGUGUGGCAGCAUCUUCCUUUUGAUUAUAUUACUGAAGAUGGUCAUAUUGCCCAAUUUGUUUUUGAGUCAAGAUGGCCACCAUUAAAUGAAAGAUGGCUAGCUUUCCCUGAGGAAGAAAUUGAUUUUUGGGGUAAAAUUCUUGAGCUGAGAACUGAGGUGAAUAAAGUCCUGGAGGUUGCCCGUACAGGGAAGUUGAUUGGUUCCAGUUUAGAGGCAAAGGUCCAUCUCCACACUUCAGAUAAUGGCCUGGCUGCAAGGUUAAAUGACAUGAUUAAAGCAAGGAAUGAAGCAGACACGUUGCCUCGUAUAUUCAUAACAUCUCAGGUAGAAAUUCUUUCAUCCUUGGAGAAUCAACAAUCUGAAAAUAUACCAUACAAUGGAGAAUAUCUCAUUCAAGGGAAGGACAAAGUUUGGAUUGGUGUGUCUUGUGCAGAUGGCUUGAAAUGUGAAAGAUGUUGGAAUUUCUCGCCCCAAGUUGGUUCUUUUGCUGAGCAUCCUUCACUUUGCAGUCGUUGUUAUAAAAUUGUCGCUGGUCAAUCAAGCCCUGCUUUAGCUGCGGUCAGCUGAGAUCACAUAGGACAGAAUUGAAUUCAAAAACACUGUGUCAGCAACUGAAUUGAGUACAUUUAUCAAUAUCUCUCUCUAAUCUCUACGCCCGUGUUCAAAACCUGCUUUGCGGUGAAAGCAUAAUUUUGGUAUGGUUGAUUACAAUAGGUUCAAUUUGCUUAGUAAAUGCUGGAAUUUGUAGUGAUCAGAAAAGAGAAGCUACAUUUGUUUGUAGAACGGUACAUCUUUGUAAUUUAUCAUGAUUGACAUUGAUGGCAUAUAGGAUCAAUAUACUUUUCUCAAUGUUCUUGGCUGUCUGUAAUUCAUUAAGUAUAGUCUUUGUAUCUUGUAAAGAAACAUAAUAGCAGGUAGUAUGAGCA